Molecule: messenger RNA, 1834 nt
Organism: Kickxella alabastrina
Lineage: Eukaryota; Fungi; Kickxellomycota; Kickxellomycetes; Kickxellales; Kickxellaceae
Exons: 5
Coding region: 227-1699 (490 amino acids)
Source: RefSeq, a predicted model, not a curated record
GACCACUAUACAAGAUUUAUUUGGUACGUCAGGUUUUUUUACCUUUUUUUGCAGAAGCGUCAAAAAUUAAAAUUUUUUGAUAAUUAUUCUUUGUCCACGCUAUGCAAAACAAAUUUUCACUCGUAUCUUUUAUAUAUGCGGUCUUAUAAUUUUCACAGUUCAUCGUUUGUUAUUCACAAGUCACAAUUCAUGUUUGGUGAUUUAUUUAUAAUUUAAUCAAUCCAAAAUGCAUUGGAAUACAUGUCUGACGUGCAAGCGCCAGCCUCGCCGUGUUUUUCAAAAGGGCGACUGCAGGUGUCCCGAGCGCACUCUCAACCACAAGGCAAGAGAUGUCAGAAAGGCUGGAUCUACUGAUUUUCGUUUCCGCCGCCUAAACUCGGCAGAAAACCAGGGCCUUGUCAACCUACAGCAGCAGAUGGAAGAAGUAUCGGCCCCUAUCGAGCCCAAUUUGAUACGUGCCAACCUUUGCGGCACCUGUCAGCAGCGGCUGCGUCGUGCAGUAGAAGCUGGUAAGGAGCCGCAGGAAGACAGCAAAGAGAUUCGUUCGACAGACUUUCGCCGCCAUCGUUCGAUUCGCGCUACCAUUCGCAGCAAAAAUGCCAAAAAAGGUCUAGGAGACCCCGUGUUUAUUGUGACGCCAAUUGCUACUAGCACCAUUCAAGUGCCGCCCGCUGAGUGCAUCACGGGAGUCCUGGCAACAGCGACAACAAUCUCCACAAACGGAGAUAUUUUGGCUUCAAAUUGCAUUAGCCCCUUGGACAGUCCGCCCCUCGAGAGUCAGGAGCAAAGCAAAUAUAGUAAACAUCAUAAUUCUUGGUCUCAUUGGCAACAGCAAAGCGCCCUGGUAUUGCCUUUGGUGGGUGCCCGUCUCCCUCUAGCAGAUUUUCAAGUACCCGCUUGCAACAAGAUUAGUGAAAAUACGCCUCCCAGUUCUGGAAUAUCCUCUGGUAUCAACUCAAACAUGGUGACAACACCCACUCACGCAUCUGUACCAAAUAUUUACAGUCUGAUAAAUGUCACUGUAUACGAUGCAACGCAAACUCGCCUAUUUACUGAGAAAGUGGUUGGCAGCAUGACGCUGCACGAACUUGUCUAUGCCUAUUACCCCGAUGCGCCAGUCUCGCUGCUGUUCCGGGAGCAUACCACAUUGAUGGUUGUGUUAGCUUCCUUGCCCUUGGCAAAGCUGGCCGCUGGAAAUAGCCAGAUCGCAUUUACAGCAUACAUGCCACGCAAUGCCAGACCGCCCAGCUGGACCACACGUCCACAAACAGACCACACGGUGUUCUUGAACAGUCUGCCGCCAAUAAAAACAAUUCCUGCAACUGGAAACCCCCCUCAAUGGCCCCAGUGUGACUCGGCGCAGCUUGGCGGCGACAGACUAACAAACGACUUAUCUGCUAAUGUUGCCCGUGGCAAGAUAGCCCAGGGCGAGAAUUUGGGAAAUUCCACUUUAAAUAAUACCAAUCUGCAGAGAAACCCGCGUCCCGGCCGAAUAAGCAAUUAUUCGUCGUAUUACCGCAGCUCGUUGUCGCAAGCAUUGCCUAGCUUCAACCACGACUUUUCCUUGGGCCGGAAUAUAGACUCUGCACGCAGUCAAUUGGGCGACAGAAACGACAUCAAUAGACGCGGCAGCGACAGCCAGCCGUCUGAUAAUACAAGCUCUCUUCAGCAAUCAAACUGCUCAUGGCGGCACCGGUAAUCAAGCGGGUUGCAGUUAAAGGUUGAAAAAGUGACAAUGGAGGUUUUCAGUAUUCACACACGUAUUACUAUAAUUCUUAAUUGGCUUGAAAGCCUUAUUUAUUUGAAUCCAAUUUAUAUUUAUAUUUAUAUUUAA